This is a messenger RNA of Prorocentrum cordatum, 1727 nucleotides long. The record is from the annotation of a GenBank genome assembly. Lineage: Eukaryota; Dinophyceae; Prorocentrales; Prorocentraceae.
GCCAGGGGGCCUCACGCACACCACCCCAGAGGGCCCAGGACGGCCCUGGCCAUGGGCCAGCGGUGGCGCGCAUCCGCCGCCUCUCCGCACAGGUGCGGCUGCCUGGCCGGGACCUUCCUGACGGUCGUCGGGCUGCUGGCAUCGCUGGGCGGCGUUGGGCCGCUCGCUGCCGGGGCGGCGGACGGCUGGUGGCCCCCGCGCUGGCCCGACUGGGCCGCGGCCGCCCAGGGCGCGGCGGGCGCGGCCGCGGACGCGUGGGCGGCGGGCGCGCCUGGCCCAACGGCGCAGCCGGGCCCGCCGCGCGACCGCGCCGGCGCGGCGGGCGCUGGGUGGUCCGAGAGCUAUGACUUCCCACGCGGCCGCGCCGACCCCUGGCUGGAGGAGGGCCGGCGCCGCUGGGGCGGGCUGGACAGGCUCGCCGACUGGUACUUGGACGACUACGCGCGGGACCCUGGCGGGGUCGGCGUUGGAGACCAGCUCGACGGGCAGCCGAGGGGCCUGGACCUCUCCCUCGUCGGGGUCGCCGUGGCGGUGCUAGCGAUCUGCGCCUGGCCCAGGGGUCCCACCGACGGCGGCGCCUUCGCCGCUCAGGGCGGCGCGCCCUGCCAGGCGCCAGAGGGCCGUGCCGCCCCCUGGCAGUGGGGCGGCUGCGGCGGCGCCGGCACCGAGCCAGCCCUGGGACAGGGCGGCCCUGCGCCCGGGCUCUUCGGCGCCGCCCUGGGAGCUGCCCAGGCGGCGCCCUGGCACGUCGGGCCCGCGGCUGGCGCCGCCGCCCCCCCGCCGUUCCCCGGCGGCCAGGGCGUCGCACCCCAGGCCGCGCCCUGGCAGUGGGGCGCCCCCAGAGCCGACGCUGCCCCGCCGCUCUUUGGGCUCUCGGGCUGGUCCCAGGCGCCAGGGGCGGCGGGCGCCGUGCCGAUGGACACAUCGGGGAGCGCGCCAGAGCCCGACGCCUAUGCAAGCUUCGGCCCCCAGAUGCGCCGGUGGUCCUCCGCGCUGCUGGUGCAGCUGCACCAGCACGUCCUGUCGCACCUGCUGCAGAGGCUGGACAUGAGCGACCUCGAGUGGCAGCAGGCGCUCGCGGCCCAGGGUUGGAGGCUGAGUGCGGACUCACAGAGCGGCUGCGGCCUCGCGCAGUUCACCCAGGGUCGCGUGCUGAGCGUGUUCAGCCCCAACCUGCCCGCCCCCUUCUGCGCCGACGCCCGCGCGCAGCAGAUGUGGAGGGAGCGACAGGAGCUGGAGUCCUACCUCCGGCCGCCGAUGUUUGACGCCGCGCACCAGCGGCAGCACGUGCUCGAGAGGCUCCGCGAGUGGAACCGGCGGGGCAUCGCGGCGGCCAUGCGGUCCGACGACUGGCGACCGGAGCUGCAGCUUCCGACUGACGCCCACAUACUGGAGGCCCUCGUCAUCAACCUGCUGAACUCCACCACGAGGGAUUUCUCCAACCGGUACCUCAGCCUCGACAGGUCCCGGCCGCCGCCUUGCGCCGUGCACUGCGGCCAGUACCCUCCGGCCUACCUCCGGCAGGUGGCCGACCAAUCCGCGCCCGUUCCGGCUCCGCACUACGAGGUGGUCGUCGGCACGGCGGUCUGGAGGCUGCAGCGCUCGAAGUACAACCUCACGGAGGCCCUGGGCCUCCUCCUGUCUGCGCUCAAGCAGCACCCGCAGCUGCACGCAGAGUUCCCGCAGUUCUUGACGGGCGCCGUGGACGCGGCGGCGUUUCCGUGCCC